CAAAGCCCUUGAGUCCUGAUUGACUUGAAGAGAAGCUCUCAUUCGUGAGCGAGUCAGACUCGGUCUAGGGCUCUAGCAAUGGCGGAGAUAGGGACGACUCGGCUUGACUCGGGAUGGCUCGCCGCGAGGUCCACGGAGGUUCCUCUCAGCGGGACCCAGCUCACCACCACUCACCCUCCCUCUGGGCCCACCUCCCCCUGGAUGAAUGCCGUCGUUCCGGGAACUGUUUUGGCAACCUUGGUGAAGAACGAAGUUGUUCCUGAUCCCUUCUAUGGGCUGCAAAACGAGACAAUUAUAGAUAUUGCUGAUUCUGGGAGAGAGUACUACACAUUCUGGUUCUUUACAACUUUUCAGAGUAAUCUGUCAGGAAAUCAGCGUCUGGAUCUGAAUUUUCGUGGAAUCAAUUAUUCUGCAGAGUUGUAUUUAAAUGGGCACCAAAAGGUCCUGCCAAAAGGGAUGUUUAGGAGGCAUUCUCUGGAUGUCACUGAUAUUCUGCAUCCUGAUGGUCAAAACUUGCUUGCUGUUCUUGUUCACCCUCCAGAUCAUCCCGGGAGAAUUCCUUCUAAGGGGGGGCAAGGUGGUGAUCAUGAGAUUGGAAAGGAUGUUGCCACACAAUAUGUUGAGGGUUGGGAUUGGAUGGCUCCUAUAAGGGAUAGGAACACUGGCAUAUGGGAUGAGGUAUCUAUUUCUAUAACCGGGCCGGUGAAAAUAGUUGAUCCCCACUUGGUUUCGUCCUUUUUCGACAAUUACAAGAGGGUAUAUUUGCAUGCUACGACAGAGUUGGAAAAUAGAAGUGGCUGGGUUGCUCAGUGUUCUUUGAAUGUUCAAGUGACAACGGAACUUGAGGGAAACGUUUGUCUAGUAGAGCAUCUUGAGACUCAAAAUUUGUCAAUCCCUGCUGGAUCACGAGUGCAAUAUACAUUUCCAGAGCUUUUUUUCUACAAGCCCAACUUAUGGUGGCCAAAUGGUAUGGGAAAACAAUCCUUGUACAACGUACACAUUACUGUUGAUGUGAAAGGAUACGGGGAGUCUGAUGCGUGGAGCCAUCUAUUUGGAAUGCGGAAAAUUGAGAGCCAUAUUGAUAGUGCCACUGGUGGAAGGUUGUUCAAGGUCAACGGGCAGCCUAUUUUUAUUCGUGGUGGUAAUUGGAUAUUGUCAGAUGGGUUACUACGGCUGUCAAAGAAACGUUACAAAACAGACAUCAAGUUUCAUGCUGAUAUGAAUUUUAACAUGCUUCGCUGUUGGGGUGGCGGAUUGGCCGAGAGGCCAGAAUUUUAUCAUUAUUGUGAUAUUUAUGGUCUUCUGGUGUGGCAAGAGUUUUGGAUUACUGGAGAUGUUGAUGGACGAGGUGUCCCAGUAUCAAAUCCAAAUGGUCCCCUGGAUCAUGAUCUUUUUCUGCUAUGUGCAAGAGACACUGUCAAGCUUCUCAGGAACCAUGCUAGUCUUGCUCUUUGGGUAGGUGGGAAUGAGCAAGUUCCACCAGAUGACAUCAACACAGCUUUGAAAAAUGACCUCAGACUCCAUCCUUAUUUUGAACUUUCCAAUGAAACCAGCACGUCCUUAGAAGAUUCAUCCCCAGUGUUGAAGGAUCCUAGCCAAUAUCUUGAUGGUACUCGUGUUUACAUCCAAGGAUCCAUGUGGGAUGGGUUUGCAAAUGGAAAGGGGGACUUCACAGAUGGCCCUUAUGAAAUCCAAAAUCCUGAAGACUUCUUCAAAAAUAAUUUUUACAAGUAUGGAUUCAAUCCUGAGGUUGGUUCUGUCGGGAUGCCUGUUGCGGAUACUAUCAGAGCAACAAUGCCUCCAGAAGGCUGGAAGAUUCCGGUGUUGAAGAAGCUUCCUGGUGGGUACACAGAAGAAAUUCCAAACCCCAUAUGGGAAUACCAUAAAUACAUACCCUAUUCAAAUCCAAAAAAAUCUGUUCAUGAUCAAAUUGAACUUUAUGGUACCCCAAAGGAUCUCGAUGAUUUUUGUUUAAAGGCUCAACUGGCUAACUACAUUCAGUAUAGAGCUCUGCUGGAGGGCUGGACUUCCCAUAUGUGGAGUAAAUUCACUGGUGUCCUGAUUUGGAAGACACAGAAUCCUUGGACUGGUCUUAGAGGUCAGUUUUAUGAUCAUCUCCUUGACCAAACGGCAGGUUUCUAUGGCUGUCGCACUGCUGCAGAACCAAUCCACGUCCAGCUGAAUCUGGCUACUUAUUUUAUAGAGGUUGCCAAUACUACAUCAGAGGAACUAUCUAACAUAGCCAUUGAAGCCUCAGUCUGGGAUCUGGAAGGUUCAUGUCCUUACUACAAAGUUUUUGAAAAGCUCUCUGCGCCACCCAAAAGAACAGUGUCCAUUGUUGAGAUGAAGUAUCCAAAGUCUAAAAACCCAAAGCCAGUGUACUUCCUUCUCCUCAAACUCUACAACAAAUCAGACUACAGCAUUAUAUCUAGAAACUUUUACUGGCUACAUCUGCCAGGUGGAGAUUACAAGCUGCUGGAGCCGUACAGAAGGAAAAAAAUACCCCUCAAGAUUACAUCUAAGGCUUUCAUCAAAGGGUCCACUUUCGAAAUUGAAAUGCAUGUUCAAAACACAUCCAAGAAAGCUGACUCUAAAAAUUUGACCUAUUUGAACAAUUUCAUGGCUAGGCAAGGUAAUGGUGAUUUUGAUAUGGCCUCGGUGGAGCCUGUACAUAGUGGGACUGACGAAAAACAUGAGGUCGGUUUGUUCCGGAGGAUUUACAGUUUUUUCGCGAAGGAAAACGACGGCUUAAGGGUUGCCGAAGUAAAUGGGCAAGAUGUAGGGGUUGCUUUCUUCCUUCAUUUUUCUGUUCAUGCUUUGAAGACAGACCGCAAAGAAGGAGAAGACACGAGAAUUCUUCCUGUUCAUUACUCGGACAACUAUUUCUCACUAGUGCCCGGUGAGGUUAUGCCCAUCAAACUCACUUUUGAGGUCCCUUCAGGUGUCACCCCUCGAGUUUCCCUGCAUGGCUGGAAUUACCAUGGUGGGCAUACUGUUCAUUGAGCUUGGUAAAGAGUAUUUAUUAUGUCUUGUCAGCAAUCUUGUGAAAGCAAUAACUCUAUAGAACAUAAUCCCAAAUUACACACUCAAUUGUUUGAUUUGAUUGACUUUUGUCACUGAAAGUUUCACCUGUGAUACCAGGAAUAAAGCGGCUAAAUCAAUUGAGAGAA
This is a messenger RNA of Corylus avellana, 3170 nucleotides long. Its product is annotated as glycoside hydrolase family 2 protein. The record is from RefSeq and is a predicted model, not a curated record. NCBI's taxonomy places the organism in Eukaryota, Viridiplantae, Streptophyta, Magnoliopsida, Fagales, Betulaceae. Gene Ontology annotation, biological process: carbohydrate metabolic process. Gene Ontology annotation, molecular function: hydrolase activity, hydrolyzing O-glycosyl compounds.